ACUUUCUCAGUCUCUUUCUCUCUUUUGUUUUCUACUCUGCACUCUCACCCACUAACACAAAUAAUUACAGAACUCAUUCAUUUUGCACCUCCAACCCAACCAAAUUCAACCCAGAUCCACUCUCUCACAUUUUCAUGCUCUCAACCUCAAACCCCAAAAUCUCUCUCUCUCUCUCUCUCUUUUUUCUCAAGCUCAAUCAUCUCUUCUACUAGACCUCUACUACUUCUAGGACUUACAGCCAUCACUACUACUUCUUGGGAUGGACACAAAUACUAAGCCACAGAAGAAGAAAAAAUGGUUUCUUGCAUUGGGUUUCACUCUUCUAGUCUCCACCAUCCUCAUAUUCCUCACUGUUUUCACUUCCUCAAACCCCUCCACACAGUUCUACCGCCGAUCCCAUGUGAAAAAACAGGUUCCACACUUUGUGGAAUCGAAGUUAGAGGUGUCAGAGACAUCCAAGGAUUCAGUCCCAAGAUUGGCUUACUUAAUCUCAGGCUCAAUGGGUGAUGGUGAGAGCUUGAAGAGGACGCUAAAGGCUUUGUAUCAUCCAAGGAAUCAGUACGCUGUGCACUUGGACUUGGAGGCCCCAGCAGAGGAGAGGAUGGACUUGGCGAGUUUUGUGAGGAACGAGCCGAUGUUCAGGGAAGUGGGAAAUGUGAGAAUGGUUUUGAGAGCCAAUUUGGUUACUUAUAGAGGCCCUACUAUGGUGACUAAUACGCUUCACGCGGCGGCGAUAUUGUUGAAGGAAGGUGGGGAUUGGGAUUGGUUUAUCAACUUGAGUGCUUCGGACUAUCCCUUGGUUACACAAGAUGAUCUGCUUCAUACAUUGUCAGCUAUUCCAAGAAACCUUAAUUUUAUCGAGCAUACAAGUGACAUUGGCUGGAAGGAGUAUCAGAGAGCCAAGCCUGUUAUAGUUGAUCCAGGUCUAUAUAGCUUGCAUAAAUCAGAUGUAUUUUGGGUCUCAGAGCAAAGGAGUGUACCAUCUGCAUAUAGGCUAUUUACAGGUUCUGCUUGGAUGAUGCUCUCUCGCCCGUUUAUCGAAUUUUGUUUAUGGGGCUGGGACAACCUCCCAAGGAUAGUCCUUAUGUAUUAUGCCAACUUUCUUUCUUCACCCGAAGGUUAUUUCCACACAGUCAUCUGCAAUGCCCCAGAGUUCCGGAACACUACUGUAAACCAUGACCUCCAUUUUAUAUCAUGGGACAACCCUCCAAAACAACACCCUCAUUUUCUAACUGUUGAUGACUAUCAGAGGAUGGUAGACAGCAAUGCCCCCUUCGCAAGGAAGUUUGGCAGGAAUGAGUCAGUACUUGAGAGGAUUGAUUCUGAGCUGUUGGGCCGCAAUGCUGAUGGAUAUGUACCUGGUGGAUGGUUUAAUUCUCAAGGAAAUGCAAACGUAACUGUGCUACCUCAGGUGAUAGCCAACACCACUGAACUUAAGCCAGGUCCAGGUGCUGCAAGGCUCAGACGCCUCAUCACUGGCUUGUUAAAUGCAGAGGAUUUUCAUGAGACGCAGUGCGCUUGACAUUUAAAAUUCCUGCAAGGCAACUACUGAAAGAUGCCUUCUGAUACCUCGUAACCAUUGGUGGAUCAUUGCUCCACAUUUUAAAUAAUAAUGGAGGACUUCUAAAAGGACGGAUAGCAAUGCAUUAGGAACCAAGUGGAGAAGGGAAAUCAUGGCCUUUCCUGAAUACACCAUUCAGCUUUACCUUCUGUAUUUAAUACAAUAUUUUUGUAGCUCAAUAGUCCACAGUGUAGGUUCGAAUAUUAAUUCAAUGUGACUGAAUCAUCCUUUAUCAAUUUGUUGAUGAACUAUGCAUCCACUGAUUUCUUGAA
Quercus robur (English oak) is the source of this 1833-nucleotide messenger RNA. Its product is annotated as beta-glucuronosyltransferase GlcAT14B-like. The record is from RefSeq and is a predicted model, not a curated record. Lineage: Eukaryota; Viridiplantae; Streptophyta; Magnoliopsida; Fagales; Fagaceae. The coding region runs from base 260 to 1522 and encodes 420 amino acids. Gene Ontology annotation, cellular component: membrane. Gene Ontology annotation, molecular function: glucuronosyltransferase activity. The transcript has 4 exons.